AUGGUUCUACUGGCAAGUGGUAUCUCAACAGUGGUAACAACUCUGCAAAAUACGUUCAAAGGUUCGUUUUCUAAAUUUGUAUCCCGGUUUUCUAUUUCCGUUUAGUUGUAAUAUAUGUUUGUAAUAUGUAAAUGUUUUAUUAAUAUGAGCAACUGUCACAUAUAUCUAUGAGAUUUUAUUUGAAAAAAAAACUUUUAUAUAUUCCAGGGCUUCUUCCUCUGUUCAUUUUGGCAGUUUACACCAUUAUUGGCGCAUUAUUAUUCCGAGAAAUUGAGGGACCUCAUGAACAACAAUUACUUCAUGAUCAACAAGUCGAAAGAGCUGAACACCUCAAGGUUUUUUCUAUUCGAUAAAUAAUUUCGGCUUUACCAAAAAAAAAUUUCUAGAGAUAUGUAUACCUGAUAAACCGACUUCAAAUCCGGAAAGAACGUGAAAAAAUUAGCGCUAUGGAGGAAUUCAACAGAACUGCCAAAAUUUUGACCGAUUUUCAAACAACUCUUGGUGUUUUACCGGUGAGCAGAUUUUUAUUUUGAUUGCGAAAACAGUGAUAUGAAAAAUCUUGAAUUAUUUCAGCCAGAUCCGGAAAAUGAUAUUCAUUGGUCAUUCCUUGGAUCAUUGUUUUAUUGUAUGACUGUUUAUACAACUAUUGGUAAGUGUUUUGGGAAUUUCAGAAUUUUCUUUUUGAGCACAUCAAUCAUAUUUAUAAUUCCCUGCCUCAGAAUUGAUAUCAAAGUACACCCACGUUUCGAUCUUAAUGUCAGCUCAAACUUGAAUGAAAUCAUUGUAACUUCUAUUUUUCACGUCACUAAAACAAUAAUCUCCAAAUACCCCAAUGACGAAUCAUUCCAACGAAAUUAUUACAAUAGUUAUGUGAUCUACGCAUUUUUAUUCUGCAAAAAUUUUCAAACAAAAUAUAUUUCUGAAAAUUGUCAUCAUAACGAGUUAGUUUUUGAUCUGGAUUUAUUGAAAGUAAUAAUAUCAUUAUAGGAAUUAAUCAUAAAAAUAAAAUUUGACAUUUCCAUAAUUUCAAAAAAAAGAGGGGGUGAUUACGGUAGAUGUAGUGGAUAUAUAUUAAAAAUAGAAAUAUAAGAACGAGUAAACGAGUAGAAAAGUUUUGAAAUUAAUAUAGGUUAUUUGGACAGUUGAAAAAAUCAAUAAUAGUAGGUUUAGGGAUUGCAAUUUCACAUUGGACCUCACUUUUAAAAAGGUUGUGCAAAAUAUAACUAACAUUUCUUCAAAAACAUAAAAACUCAUUUGUUAAUUAGUUGGUUCCUUAUUCCACUCGAUUUCCAAACGAGCAAAAUGAGCAUCAAAAGUUUCUCUCUGUGACAUUGCCAUUCCAUCGAUGUUCUUCGGAGCUUCUUGUUUUUGUGAAUUAAUAAAUAAUACUUUUCGAACUCUCUUAUGUCGAACAACAAUUCCCACUACAAUCGCAAUAUCAUAUAAAUCCAAACUUAUGUUGAAAGUUGAAAAAGAGACUUUCAAAGCUUCUUCCGAGAAAAAACUGUCAACUCGAAUGACAGAAAGAAUAUAAAUGACUGAAAGAGCUCGGAUAAUUUUGGCAAUCAUGAAGCUUGGGAUCAAACUUUUUCCCCAAAUUAAAAUUUGAGAUAAUUGAAAACGGUGCUCAAGGUCAUAUUCCAAUCUUGCUUUGUAUUUUUUCACUGAAAAUUUGUGAAGUCCGAUCAUUGUAAUAAAAUUGAAAGUGUCGAAAAACAAGACAUAUUCAAAACCGACAUUUGCGUACCAAAUAACUUUUUCUAAAAAAUGAAAUUUUUUUUUUGAAAAACAUUUUAAAAAUUACCACGGAGAGCCAUGAGACUCGUGAUAGUUAUCGGAACUCCAAUCAUGAGAAUGAGAAGAACAAAGAAAAUGAAACAGGAAAUGCAUUUUCGUUUGUAGAAGAUGAUCGUUGAGAAUUGGACGAGGGUAAAAAACAUGGAGGCAGUUGAUUGUAGGUAGUAGCCAAAAAUGUGACAGUAGACAGAAAAACGGAAGACUGGAAAUAUUGAAUUGUGAACUACGUAGGCUUUUUUUAAGGCAUUUUUUAUUUUGAAAACUCACGUUUAUUAUUCAUGUAAACCUCAUCGAAUGCAAAUUCGUCUUUGGAAAGUAUGGUGAAAAGUUUGAAAAAGUGUCCAACAUUUAGACAAAGUGAAGACAAGAAGAUUGCAAAUAAAGCAAUUCUGAAUUGGAUUAUUCAUGUUUAUAUUUCCUUUUCUUUUUGCUGAACUCACCUUCCUUGUAGAUUGAUUCCAGUUGAGCUGAAGGCAAUGAUCAAAAAUACAGUGAGCGACAUAACCGAUACAAUGCAAAUGAUAAGCUCGAGGUAUAAAAACAUAAUGCUCCACAACAUUUUUGAAUGAGUAAAAUUAGUGUGAGAGAGAGAAAGAGCUCACCAAUUUAUAUCAACCAAGUUAGUAAAAUAACAAAUGAUGAUUAUACAUAGUUAAGCCUGAAAAAAAAAUGAUUAGUAUAAACCUCUGGGGAAUGUUAUUAAUCAAGAUCUUUUAGGAUAUGGAAAUAUUGUGCCAGUCACCGUGUCAGGAAGGGUUUUGACUAUAAUUUAUGCGUUUAUUGGAAUCCCACUCACAGUCAUCUGCCUAUUUUGUUUGGGUUCUCUUUUUGCAAGAGGAUGCAAACUUUUAUGGAAGUUGUUCUUAAAAUCUACCAAAGUUGUGAGCAAGGAUUUGGAGAAAAAGGUGGAGCAAAUAAAAACAACAAGACAUUUGAAAAUGGAAUUUAUUUCAGAUCUCUAGCGCCGCAAAUAAUAUUGAAGAAGGAACUAAUGCGAUAACAUCAGCUCCAGAAGCUGACGAUGAUUCGGAUUUAUUAGCAUUCCCUAUUUCUGGACUUAUUUUUAUCACUGUACUUUGGGUUUUGAUUUGUGCAAUUAUUUUCACCUUCUUGGAAGAUUGGGAUUUCGGAACAUCACUUUAUUUCACACUUAUUUCAUUCACAACUAUUGGAUUUGGUGAUGUGCUUCCAUCUGAUUAUGAUUAUAUGAUUAUUGUUGGAAUUUUGUUAUUGAUUGGAUUGUCGUUGGUGUCGACAGUUAUGACUUUGAUUCAACAACAAAUUGAAGCUUUGGCGUCGGUAAGUGAAUUGUUUAAAAAAUAAAAUUUGAUUUAAAAAAUUGAUGAAAAACAAAUAAAACUAAAAUUUCAGGGAGUCAAAGACAACAUUGACACAGAAUAUGCUCGCGCUCUUGACGAAGCAAAAGAGGAUGGAGAAAUUGAAGAAGAUGUGGAUCCUGAACAAGAUCCAGAAAAAAAUAAAAAAUCAUUUGACGCAGUUCUAUCUCGAAUGGACUGGAAGAAACGCGCUCUCUAUUAUGCUAUGCCGGAAAAACAGAAAAAACAAUUGCAACAACAUUCGGAUAAAGCAAUGAGUAGAAAAAGUGUAAAAUGCCAAACUGAUAAUGAUAUGCUCGAAGUAAGUCUGAAUAAAAAUAGCUUUUUUUAUUCACUACAGAAAUUUUGGAAUUUUCGGAUAAUUAUAGUAUUGCAAAACUUUGAUCUGGUGUUUGUUAUUAGUCUGCUAGAGUAUAAUAACGUUGCAUGAUAAAAUUAUGAGAAAUUGAAAAUCAAAACUACAAUACAUAAUUAUGGAUGAUCUUUGGUGAACUGCAAUUUUGCAGAGAUGUCUGAUUCACAAAUAUAAAUGUUAUAACGUUACUACUGUACCUGCAUUUUUAGGUACAUUUCGAAACUAGAUCAUUAAUCGAAGAUUUAUUUUAAUUUUAUUUUCAGCAUAGAACUUUUAACCAUAAAAUCAUUCACUAUUUUUUUUUCAUAAUAAUCACAAAGAUUUUCCGUUGAUAAAUUAUAUUCUAAAGUUGUUCAAUCAGAUUUUUGAAUAAACCGUAUUCUCCACGUCACAAAAUUAUCACCUCAGUUAGCAUGUAGCACUUAUAUAUUUUCAGACUCUCAUUCGUGAAGAAAUUUUGAAAGCUGAGCUCAACAACGAAAUGCACAAAUACACCGCACCUCGCCAAUCCACACAACAACCAAGAUUAGUCUAUUCAGAUGUUCGUGAAAAAGAAAUUCCAAUUGAAGUUGUUCGAGUCGAUCAUUUGAAGAACGAUGUGCAAGAGCAUGAUGUCUAA
Messenger RNA from Caenorhabditis angaria, 4108 nucleotides. NCBI's taxonomy places the organism in Eukaryota, Metazoa, Nematoda, Chromadorea, Rhabditida, Rhabditidae. The record is from the annotation of a GenBank genome assembly.